Brenthis ino (lesser marbled fritillary) is the source of this 429-nucleotide messenger RNA. The record is from the annotation of a GenBank genome assembly. NCBI's taxonomy places the organism in Eukaryota, Metazoa, Arthropoda, Insecta, Lepidoptera, Nymphalidae.
AUGGGUGCCAUUGGUGGCGGUAUCUUUCAUUCAAUCAAAGGUUUUCGAAAUGCACCAGUGGGAUUCAGUAGGAAAAUGCUCGGCAGUUUAGCAGCUGUAAAAGAAAGGUCACCAAUAGUUGGAGGUAAUUUUGCUGUGUGGGGAGGCAUGUUCUCCACUAUUGAUUGUUCAUUAGUAUAUUUAAGACAAAAAGAAGAUCCAUGGAACUCGAUCACAAGUGGAGCACUUACUGCAGGCAUUCUUGCUGCAAGAAAUGGUGUCAGAGCCAUGGCUGGCAGUGCAUUAGUCGGAGGCAUUCUCUUAGCCCUAAUAGAGGGUGUGGGUAUAAUGUUUACGAGAUUAUCAUCAGAGCAGUUCAAACCUCAACAACCUAUAUUUGAAGACCCGUCAAUUUUAGGGCAAAGUCAGGGUCAAGGGCAAAGUUUUCAG